Messenger RNA from Cladophialophora immunda, 1638 nucleotides. RefSeq lists its product as uncharacterized. The record is from RefSeq and is a predicted model, not a curated record. Bases 1 to 1638 code for a protein of 545 amino acids. Gene Ontology annotation, cellular component: membrane. Gene Ontology annotation, molecular function: amino acid transmembrane transporter activity. The transcript is spliced from 8 exons. Gene Ontology annotation, biological process: amino acid transmembrane transport. NCBI's taxonomy places the organism in Eukaryota, Fungi, Ascomycota, Eurotiomycetes, Chaetothyriales, Herpotrichiellaceae.
AUGGAAAAACUGGGCGCUGAGCUCACGGGGGUCGAAUCGCCCCAGGACUCUUCGGAAUCGCGCUCGUUCGAGGGAAGUGUAACCCAGUACAACCACACAAAGCGGCAUUUGAAACCUCGCCAUAUCCAACUCUUGGGUAUCGGUGGAACCAUUGGCACCGUUUUGUUCGUUGGCAUCGGCAGAGGAUUGAUCAACGGAGGUCCAGGGUCUCUCUUGAUCAGUUUUAUCUUUUGGGCUUCUGUGGUGCUGGCCGUGACGGCGUCGUUGUCAGAGAUGAUCUCCUACCUGCCAAUCUCCUCGCCAUUCAUCACCCUUGCUGGCCGCUUCGUCGAUGACGCUUUCGGCGUUGCCGUCGGGUUCAACUUUUUCCUGCUCGAGGCAUUUCUGGUACCUUUUGAGCUGACUGCCCUCAACAUCGUCCUCCAUUUCUGGACCACUCGAAUUCCCGUCGCCGUGGUAGUGGUUGUUGGCCUCAUACUGUACACGAGCAUCAACGUUUUCGGCGUGAAAUAUUUCGGCACCACCGAGUUCUACCUGUCGAUGCUCAAGGUGCUUCUAGUCUUUGGCCUGACCUUCUAUACCCUUGUGACAAUGUGUGGCGGGAAUCCGGAUCAUCAUGCCUAUGGUUUCGAAAACUGGGGAAAGGGAGGCGCCUUUGUCGAAUAUUACACGACAGGGGACACCGGAAGAUUCCUGGGCUUCUUACAGACUCUCAUCCUGGCCACCGUGACGGUGACGGGGCCUGAACUGGUGUCCAUGGCCGCUGGAGAGGCGGAGAACCCCCGAAAGGUCAUGCCUCGCGCGUACAAGGCCGUCUUCUGGCGACUGAGUCUAUUCUUCAUCCUCGGUGCCCUCUGCGUGGGCAUCGUCGUCCCGGCCAAUUCAGAGGCAUUGGCCAACGCGUACGCCACGUCGGGGUCGAAUGCAUCUUCGAGCCCGUACGUGAUUUCGAUGCAGAGCUUCGGGAUCCCCGUGCUCCCGCACAUUGUCAACGCCGUCCUCUUGACAUCUGCCUUUUCCGCCGGAAACGGCUACUUUUUCGCGGCGACCCGAACACUCUACGGACUGGCGCUGCGUGGCAAAGCUCCCCGGAUCUUUGCCAAAACGACCAAAGCGGGAAGUCCAAUUUAUGCCGUCGGGGCCGUGCUUUGCAUCGGUACCCUGGCGUUCAUGCAGGUCUCCAACUCAUCCGCGAAAGUCUUCUCGUGGAUCGUCUCAUUGGUUACCGGCGGCAUGUUGAUCAAUUACGCGGCCAACUGUUACACCUAUCUCAGAUUUAGAAAAGCGUGUAUGGUGCAGGGGCUUGCGCGAGAGAAGCUGCCGUACAAGGGUUACUUCCAGCCGUAUGCCGCUUACUACGGCAUUUUCUGGAACGUUCUCAUGAUGCUCCUGAACGGGUUCGGAGUCUUUCUCAAAGGAAACUGGGACGUCCCGACGUUCUUCUUCGCCUACACCAUGGUCGGCGUUUUCCCGUGCGUCUUCCUGUUCUGGAAACUUUUCAAGCGGACCAAGCAGAUCCCUUCGGAGCAGGUGGAUCUGCGAUCGGACGUCGCGGAAAUAGAGGCCUACGAGGCCAGCUUUGUCCCCGUCAGAUCAGUGUUUUGGCUUGAUAGAGUCCUCGACAGGAUCUUCGAUUAG